Arachis stenosperma is the source of this 555-nucleotide messenger RNA. Its product is annotated as protein MIZU-KUSSEI 1. Gene Ontology annotation, biological process: hydrotropism. The transcript has a single exon. Lineage: Eukaryota; Viridiplantae; Streptophyta; Magnoliopsida; Fabales; Fabaceae. The coding region runs from base 1 to 555 and encodes 184 amino acids. The record is from RefSeq and is a predicted model, not a curated record.
AUGGCACCACCUCGCCCCUCCAAAUCCAUGGUGAUAGGCACCAUCUUCGGCAACCGCGGCGGCCACGUCUGGUUCUGCGUCCAACACGACCGCCUCUCUACAAAACCCUCCCUCCUCCUCGAAUUCCCCAUCUCCACCAACGACCUCGUUCGCGAAAUGCGUAACGGCCUUCUCCGCAUCGCACUCGAAUGCAAUCCCCACCGUCCAGACCUCGCCAGGUGUCCCCUCCGCUCCGUUCCGGUCUGGACCGUGUUCUGCAAUGGCCGAAAAAGCGGGUUCGCGGCACGACGCCGCGCCGGGGAGCGCGUCCGGUGUGUUCUCAAGACCAUGCGGUGCGUAACUGUUGGGGCGGGCGUCAUACCAGCAGGAUUCGGGUCGGGUCAACAUUCGGGUAAAGUCUCGAGAUCCGAGGAGCUUAUGUAUAUGAGGGCGAACUUUGAGCACGUGGUUGGGAGCGCCGACUCCGAGUCGUUUCAUCUCAUUAACCCGGACGAGGGACCGGGUCAGGAACUCAGUGUGUUCUUGCUCCGAUCCGGACUCGGCGUGGAUCGUUGA